Molecule: messenger RNA, 1647 nt
Organism: Penicillium alfredii
Lineage: Eukaryota; Fungi; Ascomycota; Eurotiomycetes; Eurotiales; Aspergillaceae
Exons: 4
Coding region: 1-1647 (548 amino acids)
Source: RefSeq, a predicted model, not a curated record
AUGGAGUCACAGAAUUUACAAGCUGCAUCAACUUAUGUUAACAAUAUUCUCCUGGCUCGAGGCCUGCUGAAAGGUGGCCAGUCAAUUGACUUUGCGCAACCGCAAGAUGCAGAUGGAGGGACAGACGCUACAAUGGCACAGGUGAUCAACCUGGUCAAUGAUUUGGUCCUGAGGAGAGAUCGUGAAGCCGAACACCGUGAGAGCCUGGCCACGACGAUUCGGACAUUGCGCGCGAGUGAAUCCGACCAAACAAUGGAGAUCGGUAAAUUAAAGACGAAAAACUCCGAACUAUCUCGAGCGCUAGCUCUAGCCGAGGGACAGGAGCGUGCGCUGAAGUCGAAUGUGUCGAGUGCUGAGGCUACCAUCCGAGGACUUAAAGACCAAGUGCAGCGAUUCAAGACCACAGUCCAGCAAGUCCGUGCACAAUGCGCUAACGACAUUCGCAAACGGGACCUCGAAAUGCAGAAGCUCAAAUCGCACCUGGCAGAGCGCCAGCGGGGUAAACGUGAGGGACUCGGGGUAACUACAAUCAAUAUUCAUCCUGGCGCGGAUCGGUCUCGGUUCCUCUCGAGCGGCGGCGAGCGAGUUAAUGAUCCGGGAUACAGUCUGAAGCAAGAGACGACAGACUUCUUGACGGAGCUGUGUCAGAACCUCAGCGACGAAAAUGAUACCCUGAUUGCGUUAGCGCGACACACGGUCGACACACUAAAAGAAUUACAAGGGUUGCCGCCGGGCGAGGACGAUAACGGCGAGGAUGGGCCCUCGGACAUGACUACCAGCGUCGGACCUCCUAAAUCUUCCCUGGGGCCAGUGACUACUCUUCCUACAUCGUGCGAAGAUCUGUCCGUGCGCAUGGAGACUGUGCUGGAUCAUCUGAAGAACCUUCUUACCAACCCCUCGUUUGUGCCUCUCGAAGAGGUCGAGGUACGAGAUGAAGAGAUUACCCGACUACGCGAGGGCUGGGAGAAGAUGGAGCACCGAUGGAAGCAGGUGGUCGUCAUGAUGGAUGGGUGGCAGCGACGACUUGCAGACGGAGGAGAUUCGGUACGGGUGGAAGAGCUGAAGCGAGGCAUGGACCUCGAUCUCAGUCUCACCUCGGCCAACGACACGAGCAUGCAGAAUCCCGCCGAGACCACGGUCCCUACUAUCCUGGAAGACGACCAGGAAGAAGAAAUGGGCGAUGCCGAGGAACCCGCGCCUGAGCCAGAGCCAUCACAUUACCGGUCGAAGUUCCGCAAACUUCCUGAGCGACCUGAUCGCGCGUUGAAGGAGCGCAGUGACAAUGCCCGGCCGAAACGUCUUCGAAAAGUCUCAUUCACGCCAGGCCUGCAGGGGUCACCCUGCGAACCCAGUGCCGACGAAGAGACAAUGCAGGUUAAAGCGCAUCAAUCCGAGACCGUAACUCGCCGAUCGACACGUCGGAGAGCCGACUCAAAGACUUCCCGCCAGAACACUACCACCGAAAAGCAGAUGAGCGUGCCGCAGAAGCUAGCUGUCGUCGAAGACGAAGCGCGUGCGGCAGAAUACGCGCGCAAAGAACGCGAGUCUCGCAAAAGAAGCCGGCCGGACAAGUCCAGUCGGACAGGCAACCGACGCCGAAGUGCCCUCGCCAGCGAUGAGCUCGAGGAUUUGAUGGGCGUUCGGUAG